Molecule: messenger RNA, 1911 nt
Organism: Trichoplax adhaerens
Lineage: Eukaryota; Metazoa; Placozoa; Uniplacotomia; Trichoplacea; Trichoplacidae
Exons: 20
Coding region: 1-1911 (636 amino acids)
Biological process (GO): hippo signaling; positive regulation of transcription by RNA polymerase II
Cellular component (GO): nucleus; cytoplasm
Molecular function (GO): protein binding; transcription coactivator activity
Source: RefSeq, a predicted model, not a curated record
AUGGCCACCAAUUUACCUUUACCCCCUGGUUGGGAGGCUAAAUUCGAUCGAAACACCGGAAAAUACUUUUUCAUAGAUCAUUCAACCAAGACAACUUCAUGGCAGGAUCCAAGAAUUGCUUAUUACGGCCCUCAAGCCUACCAACAGGCAGCAAUGCAAUACCAAAUGCAAAUGCAACAACAACAGCGACAAAGACCUCAAGUGCCAUCAUCUCAUCCGCAGUCUCAAACUGCUCAACAGUCCUCUCAAUUUCCUAGAGCAGCAGCAACACAAGCACAACCACCAAGGCCACCAGCAACUACUCCACAGCCGCCGGCAACUACUUCACAGCCACGGGCAACUACUCCACAGCCACGGGCAACUAUUCCACAGCCACCGACAGCUGCACCACCAAAGCCCACACAACCAGCGCCGUCGACCAGUCAAACUACCUCUAGCAACACGAUUGAAAUGACUACAUUAUCAUCAUCGCAAUCGCGGUCGACAUCGGUUACUCCUCAACAUGAGAGUACGCUUCAUGGGUCAAGGGAGACUGUUGCUACGUUGUCAGAUGAUGAUAAAGCACGAAUUACAAGAUUGAUGAAAAGUGAAUUUAAGGACGUUGACGAAAAUGUCGUUGUCACCGUUCUAAACAGCGCCAACUUUAAUGAACAGGAUACUAGAUUUGUUUUAAAAGAGCAACAAGACGAGGCGCGUAAAGAAAGAAAGAGAAAAGAGGAGGAACAACGUUUACGAAAAGAAAGAGAACAACGUGCUAAGAGAGAAGCAGAAGAGAAAUUGCGCAAGGAAAAAGAAGAACGUGCUCGUAAACAAAAGGAAGAUGCACGACGAACAGAACUUUUACAAAAAUUGCAGAAAGAGUUUAGAGGAAUCGACUCCACUGUUAUAACUGGCAUAUUAGACGCUGCAAACUAUGAUGAAACGAAAGCAACAACAAUACUUCGAGAACAAGAAAAUGAAAGAAAGAGAGAAGAACAAAGGCGGGCAGAGUCAGCAAAGAGGGCCGAAAGGGUUGCUCAAGUAAAUGCACGAAAGGAAGCGGAAGAAAAAAGUAGGAAAGAAAGGCAAGCUAAAGAGAAAGUUCUCGAAGAGCAAAGAGCAUCUGAUAAUUUAUCAGUUACUUUCCAAGGCGAAUUUAAAGAUAUAGAUGAAAAAAUAAUCGAAUCAACAAUUAAAUUCGUGGGCUAUGAUGAAAAGAAGGCUAGAGCAGCAUUAAAAGCUUACCGUGAUAGAAAUAAUACAACAACAUCUUCGGCUACAAGAUCACCACAGACAAGCACUACCCAAGCCAAAGUAGUAAAAACACUGAAAGGAAACAGACCUGACCAUAGCCUUAAUCAACCCGAAAGCAGUACCAGUGCUAGUACUGAAGCUAUAAGAAUGCCAAUUCCUCAGCCAGUGCCUUCUACAGCACCCAAACAAUCUAAUCUAGCUUCCAGAGAACCAGCACCCAGACAAAGUAAUCAAGCUUCCAGAGAAAGAUCUGCUAGAGUUUCGCCUACUGUACCUGUGGCCUCUAAAAAUAAAGUGCAAUACAAGUCGGCAAUAGCUUCUAUUCCAGUUGGCCCGCAACCCGAAUUUAGAAAAUCUGCAAAUCUAGACAAUCUAUCGAAAGAUCGUGUGAUUGUAGCCGGCCCUAGUAUUGAGAAUUGUAAUGGACCCCAAAAUAUUCACGCCGGUCCCUCUGUCGUUCCUUCUCAAAAGCAGACACCCAAAGCUUUUUUUGAUACGCAAAUGCUGAUUGAAUUUAUUUCAAAUUGCAAGGACCACAAUAUGAUCUCAGAAAAGGACCGAAUCUCUCCAUACGUACAGGUCCCGUCCAUUUCCAGGGUGUUCCACUUAAAAGUUAAACGAUGCUUGACAUUAGCUUCUUAUUCUGGAUUGAUUGAUUGGCGAGUUCUUUUAUCUUGA